Messenger RNA from Micromonas commoda, 810 nucleotides. RefSeq lists its product with no specific name. The transcript has a single exon. The record is from RefSeq and is a predicted model, not a curated record. The coding region runs from base 29 to 760 and encodes 243 amino acids. NCBI's taxonomy places the organism in Eukaryota, Viridiplantae, Chlorophyta, Mamiellophyceae, Mamiellales, Mamiellaceae.
GGUUCGGAGAGUCGUCGUCGGGCACUCGAUGGGCGGGAUCGCGGCGGCGAUUGCGGCGGGCGCUGGGGACGUCGACGACGUCGUCCUCGUCGCCCCCGCGCUGGUACCGCCCCGCGCACGAACGACGACGACGACGACGGACCGAACGACGACGGGAGAGUCGAACACCGCGGCCGGGGCGUUGAUCGGCGCUUUACGUCGGUUUCUGACGGCGGCGUUCGCGUACGCAUUCGCGCCGUUUUUAAAAGUAAUCCUCCGCGUCUUCGUGCGAAGUGCGAGGUUCUGGCGAAACGGUCUGGCCAAAGCGGUCGGUCGCGGCGCCGCCCCCGCGCUGCACACGGACCUCGCGUGGGCGGACGGCUACCGCAGGCCGUCGUGCGUCCGGGGUUGGGACGACGGCAUGGCCAGGGUGGUCAUCGCCGCGUGCACCGGGGGCGUGAACGACGUCUGGGCGAACGAAUCCAAACGGGUGGCUCGCGCCUUCAAGGGUGCCGAGGAUGCCGAGGGUGCCGACGAUCGCGGGGCGACGGACGCCGGCGCGACGCUGGACGCGUUGCGCGCGAGCGGCGCGAGGGUCCUCAUCGUCCACGGCGACGAGGACUCGAUCGUGCCGCUCGCGAACAGCCGGCGACUGGCCGAAGCGCUGCCCGGCGCCGAGCUGGCGGUGAUGGGUGGGUGCGGGCACAUGCCGCACGAGGAGGACCCGGACGCGUUCGUCGACCUGGUCAAGUCGUUCGUGGAAGGGAAGCCCGUUUCGUGAGACGCCGCGAGUCGAACGAAGAGCGCGAACUCGUCGCCCAAAGGCGACUC